CUCGUAUUUACCCCUAUCACUUGUCAGAUGGUGUCCUGGUGUUGAUCUAUAUCCGACAGUCGUAUUUCUAUGAGAAUUAAAAACUCUAUCCGACACCGUCAGUUUUUAUCUUGUGAGAUGAAGAUGCAGCAUGAUGCAUUUUGUCUGAGUUGCAUGUAGUUUACAGAUCAGAUGUUUGUAUCAGUCCCAUUAUAUUUUGACCCAUACAAUUACAUCCGACUUGUAGGAAUGCGGUUUGUCGAUCCAACACCAUCCAACCAAAUCUCCCGUGGAGUUUAGUGUAAUAUGUAAAUCUGGCCCUGAUCACUUAUAAGUGUGUCAUGGCAAAAUGGCAGUGUGCAAGUUAUGACUAUUGAUUUCUAUUGGUUUCUAGAUCUGCGGUAAACAUUACAGUAAAUGCCACUUUCUGAGUUUGACCUGUAGCAAAUUUACACCUGCACAAACACGGCUGUGUAUUUCUCUCCACCCUUUACCCCUAUAUUAUUACUGCAUGUCUGAUGUAUCUGCAGCAUUACAGGCAUCCAUUGGGCAAUGUCUUACUCAUUCAGUAUUUUGUAAAUCCAACUUUGUUCAGACUGCCACUAAGGCCAACCUUUGGACUGCAUGUUGCCUGUUAUUAUUCUUGCAGUGACCUCAUCUGAUUUGCAAUGUGUAAAGUCCACUCUCAGGAACUAUACAAAGAACAGGCUCCAAGUAGGUAGAAAAACAUUUCAGUCUUGCCUUUCUUUCCUGCACUGGCCUGGGUUAACUUGCCUGUAAGAUGAAAGGAUUUGUCAGGAUUGUUGUGCUGUGCUUGGCUUUAAGCUUUGGUAUUUGCACUGAAGAUACGACCCAAAAUAACACUGCCAGUCAGGUACCAGAAGAAGACUCAGCAAACUGGGGCAUUGGUACGAUUAGAGGUGGAUUUGAGGCAGUGAAUGGCUAUUUCGACUCCUUUCUGGAACUACUGGGAGGAAGGAAUGGUGUGUGCCAGUACAAAUGUCGAUAUGGUAAAGCCCCACUGCCCAGGCCAGACUACAAGGCUCCUGAACCCAAUGGCUGCAGUUCUUAUUUUCUUGGUCUCAAGGUACCAGAGAGUAUGGAUUUAGGUAUCCCAGCAAUGACAAAAUGCUGUAACCAACUGGAUCUCUGCUAUGAUACUUGUGGAGCAAACAAGUACCGCUGUGAUGCAAAGUUUCGCUGGUGCCUGCACGCUAUAUGCUCUGACCUCAAAAAGAGUCUGGGAUUCGUCUCCAAGGUCGAAGCAUGUGAGUCUGUCGCAGAUACAGUUUUUAACACUGUUUGGACUCUGGGAUGUAAACCCUUCAUGAAUAGUCAGAGGGCGUCCUGCAUCUGUAAUGAAGAAGAACGAGAUGAGCUCUAAGAUCCAGUGAACUCUGGACUUGUAUUACUACACAGUUUAUCGGCUGAUCUGUACAGAAUAUUGCAGUUCUAUCCACUUUAUUUCCUGCAUGAACUCUUCAGAGCAAUGCAGUCAUAUAAAGCUCUGCCUCUUUCAAUUCGUUUAUUGACUGAACAUGGCGGGACUGCACGUGGCGACACCUUUAGACUCUGAAGACCAUUGCAGUACUGCAGAGUUUUAAAGUAGUCAUUUAUUAGUUCCAUUUUGUGAACCUUUACUUCUGGAUGGAAGACUGUUUAUUUUUCUUUAAGGCACAACUCAAGAUGGAAGUAAUACAAAGACUGGGGUUAACUGUUGGGAGAGAGGGAGGGAGGGACAAUACACGUAAGAUAGCCAGUAUAGCUUGAAAUAGGGAAUUUAUCAAAUAGAAAUGUACAACAUCCAUAAAUUCACAGUGUAUUUUUCACCUCUUACUGUUCAUAGUAGGACACGUACAGAAUACUGACCUCCUUUUUAGGUUAUAACGUAUCUUGCAGUCAGAGAAGGUGCCCCUACAUUACUUGUAGUUUUUUGGAAUCUUUAUUCUUAUAAAUACAUUUUGUGAGAAAA
Molecule: messenger RNA, 1951 nt
Organism: Xenopus laevis (African clawed frog)
Lineage: Eukaryota; Metazoa; Chordata; Amphibia; Anura; Pipidae
Gene: pla2g12b.L
Product: phospholipase A2 group XIIB L homeolog
Exons: 4
Coding region: 761-1363 (200 amino acids)
Biological process (GO): lipid catabolic process; triglyceride homeostasis; arachidonate secretion
Cellular component (GO): extracellular region
Molecular function (GO): A2-type glycerophospholipase activity; calcium ion binding
Source: RefSeq, a predicted model, not a curated record